Messenger RNA from Gigantopelta aegis, 2856 nucleotides. RefSeq lists its product as uncharacterized. The coding region runs from base 453 to 2711 and encodes 752 amino acids. Lineage: Eukaryota; Metazoa; Mollusca; Gastropoda; Neomphalida; Peltospiridae. The record is from RefSeq and is a predicted model, not a curated record. The transcript is spliced from 19 exons.
CUUGCCUACCAGCGCUCGCGCGGUACCACGUGAUCAAAACAUGUGACGUCACCGUGGCUUCUCCUAUACGUGUACUGUUAACAUUGUCGGCAAUGUGACUUCAUUUGGUCUAGCUGGGCCCGUGCUUAUACAACUUAAAGUCUAGUCUCUAAUAAAGUCCAGACUUUAUAAUGUAAUGCUAUUUGAAUGGCGUUGCAAUGACGUUAAAGUCUGGACUUAAAAUUUUAAAGUCUAGAGCACGGGGCCAGAUUGUUUCAAGGGAAAUAAUCCUGUACAAUUAGAAUAGACUGGUGUCAGUAGCUGUAUUAACAAAAAGCGAAUCAAACGUGAAGCACUUAGUAAAGCGAAAGUCCGGGAAAGUACCUUGGGAAACUUCUGCGAUGUAAUUUUUAAUUUCCUUGAGUUUUAAUAUUGAAGACGACUUGUUGAAUUACGAGGAGGCUGAAGAACCGAUGGAGGAGCAAGUUGAUGAUGAUGAUAGCGGAUACACCGAGUUGUUCUGUGGGCGGGUUAUGCAUGUUCUGGAUCCACAGAACUUCUGGGUGCAAAUUGGAACUCAAAACUGUUUUGAUGAGUUUUCCAGUUUGGAGGAUUCCUUUCAAGAAUUUUGUGAAGAAGUUGGCACAUUUCCAUCCAUCCCCGCCCAAUCGAUAGAAGAAGGAUCUUAUGUCUUGGUGACAUCUCCCGAUGAAGCGGGCAAAUGCAAGAGAGCUCAGGUUGCUCGUACAAACAAGGAAAAGGGAAUGGUUGAUGUUUUCUACAUGGACUACGGGAACACCGAACUAGUGACCACUAACAGACUGUGUCAAGCUGUGCCGGCGUACUUCUUUGCUGUAAACCUAGAACUGAUGAAAUGUGGUUUAGCAGGAAUCAGACCGAUUGCCAAAACCUGGACAGGGCGUGGUAUAAAAUACUUUGAGAAACUGACCAAAGAGCACAUUCUGCAGGCUGCCAUCGUCUCCUUCAAACCUCUGGAAAUGCUGAAUGAAAUAUCUCUUUAUCAACAAGAUGGGGAUCAAAAGUCUAUUACACAUCUUUUGUUGGAAGAAGAAAUUGGAGUGCCGACAGAUGUUCUGGACAGUGUUCUUGAGUUUGCGAAAGACGUGACACGAGUCUUGCCAGAUUCGUACUAUGAGUGGUAUAACAGUGUUGAGGAGCAAGAUGAUGGAAAUGAAACACAAGAAAGAAAUGAAGUUGAGACAGAUUAUCAAGAAGAAACUAAAGAAAGUGAAGAAACAACCAAAGUUGCUGAAAUAUCUCCACAAGAAUCUGCUUGUUACAGUGAAGACCACUCUCCUGGAAAGUCUGUUUACUCCGACAACAAUGAUUUCGAAACAGAUAGUUGUUCCCUGUCUCCUGAGACUCCAUCACCUGCUAUCCCGAGUUUUGAUCUGUCGGAAAUCUUGAAAACCACAAUGGCUUGUCCAGACACACUAGAAAAGAAGAAGGAUGAUGAAAGAAAGAAAGAGGCAAAGCUAGAGCUCCAGCGCGAUAUUCAGACUAUUUGUGAAGAUGUACCACAGCCGUCGACAAGCGCUACCUGGGAAAUGACUGAUCUAAUAAUUGGCAAGAACAAUGCACACACGAACGAUGGGGCAAUCAGUGACAAGAUUGCACAGAUUGAAAAGGUGACAGGAUCUCUGACAGAAAUGACGAAAACCAGUCCGAUAAUUCCAGCAAAGAAACUUGACGGGAAGCUGCCAGAUGUUUCGUCCAUUGUAAAGAAUGGGUUUUUGUUGCUGCCAACGUGGACCACUUCAUCUGCUGAGGAUUCACCAACAGAAUGCUUGGAAAAAGAUCACAGUGAUGAUGACUCUGAUGACAGUGAAGACAGAUUGGUGAAACAGAUGACCGAGAUUGAGUUUUUCGAAUUCUCCAAACAGCUUGAACAAAUUCUACUUCAUAGUGAAUGUUCUGAUGCCAGAGUUGUGAGUGAAGAGUUUUACAGAAUAGUACCAAUAGAUGGUGCUAGACAGCCUGUUGGGUUGCUGGCAGCUCUAGACGUGCUUGUGGAACAUGCUGUGAAGAACCCGGACUGGCAAGGAUUGACUUUAACAAUUCUUGACUCCUACUGUGAAUGUGCCAACUUUGCAAAUUGCCUGGAGAAAAUACUUAAAGAUUCUCAUACACGGUUCAUACGGAUCUCCCCUGGCAAGACGUUGGGCUAUCAUUCAGACUUUGCGCAAGUACUUGGACAGAUAUUUCUGUAUUCGAGGCUUUGGGCUACCAGUGUUAGCGAUAUUAUCCAAGAGUACAUACUUUCAGCCUGUGAGAGAUGGGUUCUCUUCAACAAAAAUAAUGACCAGAUCGGACCCCGUACAAAGCGACUGGUGGAGAUAUACAACGAGUGCUUGGUAGCCUUCUGGAAUAUAGCAGGUGAUUUGGUGCAUGACAUUUCACCAACAAAUCACAGGUCUUUGCAGGCUGAAGUCCGAGACAGAAUACUGAGCGACAACAUUGACAGGACCCUCCGCCAAAGAUAUCUGCUGCUACUCCUCUCGAUGCUGCAGCCUGGACUAUCGCUGGACAUGUCAAAGCCGGUCACACAUGACACACAAUGCCAGACGACGCACAGAGCAGUUGCAGUGUUCAAGUUCAGACGGACGAAGAACUCGCUCCACGUCUCAUUCCAUACAUCAUUCCAAACAUUAAAACCAGCAGAGUAUCCAAUCAGUGGAAAAGUAGUCGUCCUCUUGCCGAGAGCCUCAUGAAAUCACCCCCAUCCACAUCACUGACAGAAGACCUGUCUCGCUACCAUUCCUGGGCCCAGUGUGUCACCGAUGGUAAGAGGGGACAGAACACGGAUCCUGCCAACAUCAACGAGUUGAAGAAUCUGGCGCUUAAAAAACUGGGGUC